Molecule: messenger RNA, 643 nt
Organism: Bradysia coprophila
Lineage: Eukaryota; Metazoa; Arthropoda; Insecta; Diptera; Sciaridae
Source: RefSeq, a predicted model, not a curated record
UCAUCGCAAAAUAAACAGCUGUAACAAUAUUCUUGUAUCGUUGAACAAACAAAAGACGUCUUAGAGAAUAAGAGCAAUACAAAAAUUGAUCAGUUGGUUCUUUGAAAUUUCCAUUAAAUUAUCGAGAUGAUGCUUCACACAAGUUUCCUCUGGUUGUUCGUGGCUAGUGUUUCAAGCACGAAAAUCGUACCAGCAUAUCCACCAAGUGGUGGUGUUGGUGGUGGCGGUGGUGAUGGUCUCCGAUAUGAAUUACCACCGUUCGGAAGUGAAACAACUUGUUAUGCUGAGCCUUGCUUUACGUUUCCCAGUGAACCUAUUUGUACGCUACCGAAAAACUUAUGUGGUGGAGCAUACACUUUUGAAAAUUCGUGCUACUUAAGUUUCUAUAACUGCGAGCAUCCAUCGAACGAAUACUAUGAAUACCGGGCUGGUGAAUGCUACCCACAGAACGUGGUGUGACCAGAAUAAAUGAAAUGGAUUUAAUGAACAAGUUUUUAUCUUAAAUUUCGAUGGAUUUUCGACUACAGCACUCAAUUAUUGAAUUCAAUGGAUGACACUUAACAAUUUAUAUGUCUUGCAAUAAAAAGCGCAACGUAAAGUCAUUUUGUGAAAAGAAUAAAUCGAAACCUUUCCAUUAAUAUAA